AACGUCAUCAGCUUCACGACACGUUAAUCCGCGUAGUGUUCUAGUCACUAGCAAACAAGAGAGAGCUUUUGAGUCUCACUCCUACCUCAGAAGAAUUCCUCAUCCUCAUCUCUCGCACCUCUCUGCCGGUAGCGCGAGCAACACAGCGCAGCCAUGGCCAGCGACGAUCAACGGGGGCUACAUUAUGAACAAACGUUGAUGUAUGGUCGCUACACACAGGAGUUGGGGGCAUAUGCUAAAGAAGAGGCAGCUCGCCUGAGGGAGGAGGGGGUGCGGCGGCGCUCGGUCACAGAACGCUCACGCUCUCUGGAACUUCUGGAGAAUGACAAGGGCUGCUGCGCCAAGUGUCGCAUCUGUACGGUGCGCUGUCAGAAGUUCCUCAUCUCUUGUGUUGGUGAAGACUGGAUAUUCCUCAUCCUCCUGGGUCUAUUCAUGGCUCUACUCAGCUGGCUGGUCGACUUUGGUAUCGGAAUCUGUCUACAAUCACAGAAGUGGAUGUAUGUGAACCUGGAGAGUAAUGUGUUUCUCCAGUACCUAGCCUGGGUCACCUACCCUGUGGUGCUCAUCACCUUCUCAGCUGGCUUCACACAGAUACUGGCCCCACAGGCCGUAGGUUCAGGUAUCCCCGAGAUUAAGACCAUUCUGAGGGGUGUAGUGCUGAAAGAAUACCUCACCUUUAAAACCUUUGUGGCCAAAGUCAUCGGCCUCACCUGUGCCCUGGGCAGUGGCAUGCCUCUGGGCAAGGAGAGUCCGUUUGUUCACAUUGCCAGUCUCGGUGCUGCACUUCUCUGCAAGUUCAUGUCUCUGUUUGGAGGAAUCUAUGAGAAUGAGUCGAGGAACAUUGAGCUGUUAUCAGUUGCCUGUGCUGUGGGGGUGAGCUGUGUUUUCGCUGCCCCUAUAGGAGGUUUGCUGUUCAGUAUUGAGGCAAUGUCUACUUUCUUCACUGUGAGGAACUACUGGAGAGGGUUCUUCGCUGCUACCGUCACUGCUUUCAUGUACAGAGUUCUGGCCGUGUGGAACAGAGACGAGGUGACCAUCACAGCUCUGUUGCCAACCAAUUUCCGUCAGGACUUCCCCUUUGACCUCCAGGAGCUCCCAGCCUUCGCUGUCCUUGGUAUUGCCAGUGGUCUUGGCGGGGCGUUGUUUGUCUGCCUGAACAGACAGAUAGUCCAGUUAAUCAGGAACCAGAAGACCAUCAAAAAGUUUCUCAUGAAGAAGCGUCUGCUGUACCCAGCCCUGGUCACUCUGCUUGUGUCUACGCUAACGUUUCCCCCCGGCUUCGGACAGUUCAUGGCAGCCAAGCUGACCCAGAUGGAGUCCCUGGAGACGUUACUAGACAACCAGACGUGGUCUAAGCAGGGCAUACCCGAGGAGUUUGACAGCAACAGCCACUCCCAGGCCUGGAAACACCCCCAGGUCAACGUCUUCGUCACCCUCACCCUCUUUGUCGUCAUGAAGUUCUGGAUGUCUGCUCUGGCCAUGACCAUGCCUGUGCCCUGUGGAGCCUUCAUGCCUGUCUUCGUCAUUGGGGCAGCAUUUGGCCGUCUGGUCGGGGAGAGCAUGGCCACCUGGUUCCCUGAUGGCGUCCACUCUGAUGGUACAAUCUACCCCAUAGAGCCAGGAGUGUACGCAGCCGUAGGUGCGGCGGCCCUGUCUGGAGCAGUCACUCACACAGUGUCGACGGCAGUUGUUGUGUUUGAGCUGACGGGUCAGAUCAGCCACAUCCUGCCGGUGAUGAUAGCGGUUAUACUGGCCAACGCCGUGGCCCAGUCCCUCCAGCCCUCGCUAUAUGACUCCCUCAUCAUGAUCAAGAAACUACCCUACCUCCCUGAACUGGGCUGGGGACACCACGAGAAGUAUAAUAUUUAUGUGGAGGACAUCAUGAUCAGGGAUGUGAUGUACAUCACCCUCAACUGCUGCUACAGAGACCUGCAUGAUGUACUGCUGACUGGACACCUCAAUACCCUAGCCCUGCUCGAGUCCAGUGAGUCGAUGAUCCUGCUGGGUUCUAUUGAGCGUGCCCAGAUCCAGGCCCUCCUGUCCCUACAGCUAGGCCGGCCACGGAGACUGAAGUACCUGAGAGACCGGGCCACAGCUGAGAAGCGCCUGUCGGUGGUCUCCCACCCGGGCAGCGAGGACGGCUCCACCAUGGUCAACCAGGAGGUCCACUUCCAGGUCAAUAAGAUCUCCACAGAGGAGACUUCCCUCAGUUCCACCCCUACCCCCUCCAUGAAGCCACUGAAGCCGGCCCUGAAGAGACCCUCUGUGGUGGACUGCCCUACUGAGAUACCCAUGCCCACAAGUCCACAGGACCACUCAGGCAGCACCUUAAGGAACCUAUUCCGUGUCAGACCUGAUAUAGAAGGCCUGGAGGAUGACUUUGAUGUGGAUGAUGACAUGACCAUCAGAGAGAUUGCAGAGUGGGAGGAGAACCAGCUUGACGAGCAGGUGAACUUUGACAACUGCAUGAUCGACCCCGCCCCCAUCCAACUGGUGGAGAGCACCUCACUACAUAAGACCCACACCAUCUUUUCUCUGCUGGGAUUGAACCAUGCCUACGUCACCAGCAUUGGACGACUCAUUGGAGUGGUGUCCCUCAAAGAGCUGCAGAAGGCCAUCGAGGGCUCUGUGGCAGUGAAGGGGGUGAAUGUGCGCCCCCCUCUGGCCAGUUUCCGGGACAGCGGCGCCAGUGGCACCAUUAUGAACAACGAGAACAAGGCCAGAGAUCUCCACAAGCUGUGGAACCGCCGAAAGUUGAUGUCCCUCCCCCAGGAGCAUCAAGCCUCCGACGCUGACGAGAAGUCCAAGUGAGGUGGACUGGGAUAGGUUGACUGGGAUGGGGACGAUGAUGCGGACAGGUGGACAGGGAUGGGGACAGGUGACACAGGGAUGGGGACAGAUAUGUUGGCGAGGAGUAGGAGGAGCAUUGACCCCCCCCCCAACUCAAAACAACAACCGAUGCUGCAAACUCAUGGCUUGGAUCAAUAUUUAAUUCUGGACUAUAGAGUUCUCUCCUCUUACUCCUCUCCUAACCUUCCUCUCCAUCCCUCUCUCCUUUACCCCUCCUCCUGGUUGCCCUUUGGGCCCUACACUUACUCAGCUCUUAUGGAGGAGGGAUGGACUCACCCUGCGCUUGGCCCAACCAGAACAGAAGAGAUCUGGGUGUUAGGGAGGGGAGAGAAGAGGAGGGUGUCACUGCUUAACAAAGGUGAUCAGAGCAAAAUGUAUAGAAUAUGCGUGUUUUGACUAUAAAAGGAAUUGCAUUUUUAUACAAAUUUUGCAGACUUUGCUAUUGGUCUGACUUUGAGAGGAAAUGUAAAAAAGAAAAUCCUAUGUGUAGCACCUUCUCAGAAAAUACAGUCUCAAACACACACGCACAAGUUUCAAUAAGAGCCAGUCUGCACACUCCAAGACAAUGGAGUUCUCUCUAAAAAUAGCUCUUUAUAACCUUGAAGAGAGGAAGAAGGAGAGGGGGAAGAGGGAGAGAGUGAAAAAGGCUCAAAUAUGACAAUAUGAAAGCGUUUUCUGUUAUCUAAUCUGCUGCUGCUUUAGGGUGUCCCUCCCCCCAAUAGAACCCAGAGUAGCUUUCUGGUUGGCCAACUUCACAUCCCCACUAUAUAUGUCCACUGUCCAGUAACACUACACUACGUUGAUCAGAGUAAGGUCAGACCCAGACCACAUAGAACCAGUUUGAUUCAGUCCCAUUCUAAAUCCUAUUUUCCCUAACCUUAACCCUAGCUCCAAACCCUAACCUUAACCUUAAAGCUAACUCUAGCUCCUAACCCUAACCCAAAUUCUAACCCUAACACUAAUUCUGACCUUAACCCUAAACCCCCUAGAAAUGGCAUUUGACCUUGUGGGGACCAACAAAAUGUCCCCAGUUGGUCCCCCCAAAUUUUUGAUAAUUCUUGUGAGGACUUCUUGUCCCCACAAGUAUAGUUAAACAUGUCCACACACACACACACACCGACUGAUAUUUCUGCAACCUGGAUGUGUUAUUGCAUAAAUACGUUUUCAUUUCAGUGGUGAGUUCUUGCCUUGUUCACCGCCACUGAAAAGAAAACACACACACACACAUUAACAUCUUCACAGACUGACAUGCAGAGAGAUGCACACAUGUGAGGAGAAGUAUGCUGUUGUGUAUAUCAUUUUAAUGGACAAUAUUAUUAUUAUUAUUAUGAUGGCAAUUUUUUUUUAAAUGUUUUUAUUCCUGUUUAUUUUGUAUCUUUUCUCAUUGAAUUCAUUUUGAUCUAGGUUUGAUUGGCAUCAUUCAAUCAUCCAAUGAGCUUUAAUCAUGGCUUAUUUUGGGAAAGGGGCAGUGGUGUGAAGUACUUAAGUAGUACUUUGAAGUAUUUUUACUUAAGUAGUUGUUUUGGGUAUCUGUACUUUACUAUUUAUAUUUUACUUUUACUUCACUACAUUCCUAAAGAAAAUUAUAUACUUUUUACUCUAUACAUUUUCCCUGACACCCAAAAGUGCUCAUUACAUUUUGAAUGCUUAGCAGGACAGGACAAUUGUCUAAUUCACACACUUAUCUCUGAUCUGGACUCACUAAACACACAUGCUUUGUUUGUAAAUUAUUUCUGAGUGUUGGAGUGUGCCUCUGACUCCUUAAAUAAAUACAAAAAACAAGAAAAUGGUGCCAUCUGGUUUGGUUAAUAUAAGGAAUUUUAAAUGAUUUAUACUUUUGAUACUUAAGUAUAUUUAAAACCAAAUACUUUUAGACUUUUACUCAAGUAGUAUUUUACUGGAUGACUUUCACUUUUACUUGAGUCAUUUUCUAUUAAGGUAUCUUUACUUUUACUCAAGUAUGACAACUGGGUACUUUUUCCACCACUGGAAAGGGGAUGGGGCUUUUGGGGGAAUGUGUGGAUUUAAGACUUUGCUAUAUGUUUACAGAUUUAACAUCAUUGCUGUAAUACGUGAUUGUUAAUUUAAAAUCUAACUGAUCUACAUUGCUAUCUAUGGAGUUGCUCUUCCUGCAACUCCUUUUUAGUUUUUUUGUGUGUAUUGCUCUUCCCUGCGGAAAAACCAGUCAUAUGGCAGUCCAGUCAUAUGGCAGUCCAGUCAUAUGGCAGUCCAGUCAUAUGGCAGUCCAGUCAUAUGGCAGUCCAGUCAUAUGGCAGUCCAGUCAUAUGGCAGUCCAAUCAUAUGGC
Messenger RNA from Oncorhynchus nerka (sockeye salmon), 5156 nucleotides. RefSeq names its product chloride channel protein 2-like. Lineage: Eukaryota; Metazoa; Chordata; Actinopteri; Salmoniformes; Salmonidae. Gene Ontology annotation, biological process: transmembrane transport; chloride transport. Gene Ontology annotation, molecular function: voltage-gated chloride channel activity. Gene Ontology annotation, cellular component: plasma membrane. Bases 154 to 2811 code for a protein of 885 amino acids. The record is from RefSeq and is a predicted model, not a curated record. The transcript is spliced from 23 exons.